AUGGUUAACCUCAGUCGAAUUCAGCAAGCAGAAAUAACAAGUUAUAUAACCAGAAGUGGUUUAAUAAUCGAUGAUCGAUGUAUUAUUACAGCAGCUCAUCGUUUUAAUCUAUUAAUAGAAGAAGAAGAUGUACUUGUACCAUGGAAACGUAAUAAUCAUUUGGGUAUGGAUUCCAUUGGAUUACAACCAAAUGAUAUUUAUUGGGAUGAUGAUAGGGAUGUUACAGUUUUGAAAAUUUGCAGAUUUGAACCAAUAAAAGAUAUGUCAAUGUUGGCAAACAAAUAG
Rotaria sp. Silwood1 is the source of this 285-nucleotide messenger RNA. The record is from the annotation of a GenBank genome assembly. Lineage: Eukaryota; Metazoa; Rotifera; Eurotatoria; Philodinida; Philodinidae.